Messenger RNA from Staurois parvus, 615 nucleotides. The record is from the annotation of a GenBank genome assembly. Lineage: Eukaryota; Metazoa; Chordata; Amphibia; Anura; Ranidae.
CACGAUCGCAAUAUCCAGGAAAUGCUGGCACACUUCAGGCAAGAAAGAGAAGAGCUGGAGGGUCACAUCCGCAGCCUCAAGGCUGAGCUCAUCGACAAUAAGUCUUUGAUGAAAGCAGAGCGCCAGCGUGUGGAGAAGAUGAAGGUGGAAUGUGACAAAUUUUCAGAGGAAGUGUUGCGGGGCAAAGAGGAGUACGCCACCCUGAGGUGCAAGUACCAGCUGUCUGCACAGGAUGCAGAGGAGAAGGCUCAGCAGCUCAGCACUGUAGGACAGAACACAAGGAAGCUGGAAGAGGACAACCAGAGUUUGCGGGAGAAGCUAGAUUCUCUGGAGACGGAACAGGAAACCAUUCUGAGUAUUCUAGAGACUGAAAUCAACUCAGCCUGUCAACUGCUGUCCAGAAAUUCCAUGGAUAGAUUCAAGGCUGUGUCUGCGGGAACUCACCUGAGGAAUGAUCCCCACUACUGGCUGGCAGAGACCAAGACCAAGCUGCAGUGGCUGUGUGAGGAGGUGAAGGAGCGAGAGGAGAAGGAACGCAAGCUUCGCGCUCAAUACCAGCAAUGUCGGGAGCAGCUGAAGGAGCAGAAGCUAAAGAAAGACUCCGAGAAAGAGCUA